CGACGAGUCACACGCCGGAAAGGGAGGCCUGGGUGAGGCUGAUCCAAGCCACCGCUCGUCACCUCUCAGCCUCAUAAGGUGAAGAUUUACCCGCCACAUUGUCUCCCUCGCAAGGCGGACGCAAGUGCACCCGAAGAAUUGCCUGCAAGAUCCCUCGCAAAGGCGCAGGUAGCCAACACACACAGGAGAUCGGCGUGGCGUGGUAUGUAUUUUGUUCUCUUCAUGCAGUGAUCGCCAGCUUUUCAUCUGAUCGAAGACGAUGCCGCUUCGACUCGACUGCAAGAAGCUUCUCAGGUACAUUCUCCCUGCCGGAAGACAGCGGCAAGCACUGUAGCAUGCGCACACUUUUGUGCCUGGGCCUCUUUGCAGUGCGCGGAGUGACCGUGUCAAGUCUGUCGAUUUCCACAGUUCAGAGCCGUGGGUGUUGGCCGCCCUCUAUUCCGGCAACAUUUUCAUAUGGGACUACAACUCUCAGGUACGCACAGGUUCUGCGCCAACUUACUUGCACUUACUGCGUGUUUGUAUAUAUACUCCUCGCAGACGUUGGUCAAGAGCAUAGAGGUGUCGAACCUACCCAUACGCUGUGCGAAGUUCAUCACUAGAAAGCAAUGGAUUGUCACCGGCUGUGAUGACAUGAACAUCCGAACAUACAACUACAACACACUCGAGAAAGUGAAGGUAGCGAGCUGAGAAGGACCCUGCCGGGCAGUCGCGAUAGUCUAAGCUGUGUCCCACCUGCUGCUUCUCUUUCUCUAGGUUCUCGAAGCCCACACUGACUACAUUCGCUUCCUCGCCGUCCACCCGUCCCUGCCAUACGUCCUGUCAGGCAAGUGAAAAAUGCCGCAUCUGUGUACAGGGCUUCCCUUGGCCUUCUCUGCAAUUUUUCGCAUCUUUAUGUGUGUACUCCCAGCGUCUGACGACAUGACGGUUAAGAUGUGGGAUUGGGAGAAGAAUUGGACGGCUGUCCAGACCUUUGAAUCUCACGCGCACUAUGUGGUAAGACAACCACGAGUGGACCCGACCCGUCCACCUGGACGGACGUGGACGGAUGCGAGAUGUUCGUUGCGGUUCAUGCUCAGAUGAUGGUCCAAUGGAAUCCCAAGGUGAUGCUGCUCACCUGACUUACACUUUUUGUUAGGCGCACGUCCGUGCAUGUCAUGCACUGCAGGACACGUCUAUCUUUGCCAGUGCCAGCCUUGAUAGAUCCAUCAAGGUGUGGGGCAUUACGACGAGUGCCGGCUCAGCCCCGACAAGCGGCUCAUCCCCAACACUGUCCAUCAGCCCCACUGGGACUAGCAGUACGACAAUAUGCGUAACUCACCCUUUCUUCACGCUCCUGGGCCAUGAAAGGGGCGUUAACUCAGUUGAAUACUCACCUAGGUGAAUAAAGAGGCUUGGCACGCAGGGAGCCGGUCAAAGUGGCCGGCGCGUUCUUGGUGUAUCGUUUCCUUUAGCGGUGACAAGCCAUACAUCAUCAGCGGAUCAGAUGACAGGACCGUGAGAUAAAAGCAAACACUCCUUCCGAACUUGGUGCGAACUCAGCGAUAUCUGAUGUACUCGUGCGGUUCCAUGUAGGUAAGGGUUUGGGACUACCAAACCAAGCAGUGCAUCCAGGUAACAAUGAAAGAGGAAAGAAGGCAGGGAUUCAGUCAAUGUCUAAUUGAGAAGAGCCGCGCUUUUGUGCGGAUGCAGGUGCUGACUGGCCAUAGCAACAAUGUGUCCGCAGCCGUGUUCCAUCCAAACCUGCCGAUCAUCAUUUCCGGUACGCCAUAACUGAACAGAACUGCGCCGUAAGCCUCUGUGUGGAUUUUUUCUAGGAUCGGAAGACGGCAGCGUGCGGAUUUGGCACUCAAGCACCUAUCGGCUGGUAAGAGUGCAAAGAAAUAUGGCGGAAUGGUAAAUGACAUUACGGUCGUGACUCACUCAGGAGACAAGCCUCAACUAUAUGAUGGAGGUGACUAAACUCUCGCGGGCGAAAACUAAUCAUAGUCCUGUCUUCGGCACGUUUUCCUACGCAGCGGCUUUGGUCGAUUGGAGUCUCGAAGGGCAGCAAUUCUGUCGCGCUGGGUUACGAUGAGGGGACCAUUGUGAUCAAACUCGGCAGCGAAACACCGCUCGCUUCGAUGACGACGGUAACAUCCGAAUGUUGACGAUGGUAGAGUCUAUUUGGCUCGCUUGUCUCCCCUGUGUCUGUGUAGGGAGGGAAGAUUGUCUGGGCGAAGGGGAGCGACAUUCAAACGGCAAACCUGAAACUCGUCGACGAAGUGUCAUCCUCGGACGGCGAGCGACUGCCUUUGGCUGUGAAAGACAUGGGGUGAGACAUGAAAAUCGUCACCUCGCGUUCUUGACGUGGUUCUGUGUCGGUGCAGGUCCUGCGAGCUCUUUCCGCAGUCGCUCGGUAGGACCGCAAAAUGUCAGCAUACCUCCUCACUGUUCCCUUUCCUCACCUGUUUUGUAGCCCACGCGCCGAACGGCCGGCUCUUCGCAGUCUGCGGCGACGGGGAAUAUAUCAUCUACACUGCACAGGCACGUCAAGCAUUGACCUUCUGCUGAUCGCAAACUGGCAAUGGGAUAUGCAUAUGUUCAUUUCACCUCGCUCUUCUCCUGAUAGGCGUUGCGCAACAAGAGCUUUGGAUCUGCUGUUGAGUUUGUAUGGUCUGGUGAGUCGAGCAGUGGGACCUGUGAUUAAGAAACGUCUUGUAUCCGUCGCAUAUUUUUGCAGACGAAGGUCAUUUCGCGACGAAGGACUCCUCCAACAAGGUACGUGUGCAGUUUUCGUCACGGCUGAUGUGAUAUUCUCUCGGCCUCUCUGCUUUUACAUCAGAUAAGCAUCUUUCACAACUUCAAGGUUGGCAGAAGACAAGAGUGAAAAAGACGCCAAAUACUGUGCUCGCUUGUUUCUCCUCAGGAGGUGUUCUCUUUCAAGCCCCCUUUCCACGCCGAAGAGCUUUUCGGAGGACGGCUGCUCGGUGUACGUUCAAGCGAUUUCAUUUGCUUUUUCGACAUGAACACCGACUUCAGGUGUGCUAAACCCAACUGCCCUCAUGGCACCACUUGAUGGUUCAUUCGUUACAGGCUGAUCCGUCGGAUUGACGUCGUUCCACGUCUGGUUUUGUGGUCGGAGAAUGGAGACCAGGUCGCGCUUUGCUGUGCCGAUGCGUUCUACAUACUCAAGUAACUGUGAAGCAACUAUCGUACGUCAGCACUGGCCGGACUUCCUUUUUUCCCUCCAGGCAUGAUAAAGAUGCGAUCAGUGCAGCUAUUGCAGGACACGCCCAACAGGUGACAAAAAGGCAAAGGAUCGUAAACAGUUGGAAAAAUGCAGCCUUGUCCCGGCCAGGAAGAAGACGGAUAUGAAGCGGCCUUCGAGCUGAUUCAAGAGGUCUCCUACCCGGUUCACACGGUUUUUGCGCAGACAAGAGUAUUCGUUUUCGUUGUUCAAACAGGUGUCCGAGAAAGUGGAUAGCGGGUUGUUCGUUUCGGACUGCUUCGUAAGCCACCCACGGCCGAUUGGUCCGCAGACGAUACAAUGAAACCGCGCAAUUGCUUGUUUGUCCGCACAGGUUUAUGUAGCCAACAUGCGUCUCCAGUGCUCCGUGGCUGGGCAAAUCGAAACCCUCGCCCAUCUGGAUCGCCCGAUGUAUAUCAUUGGCUACAUGCCCGAGCACAACAAGUAUGAAAGAAAUUGAACGCCCCAGGUCAUUUCUGGCUCAUUGUGAUGUUUGAUGAAGGAUUUUUCUCAUCGAUCGCGAGCUAUCAGUUGUCUCGUACAUGCUCCACGUCGCACUGAUCGAAUACCAGGCGAGGACACACCUGUCGGAACUGGUACACACGGAACGCGUGAUUUCUGUCUGCGGUUCAGACGGCGAUUUGUCGGAAGGAUUUUGAUAGCGGGCAAAGGUUUUUCGAGCAGAUCCCGGAAAGCCUGCACAACCGAGUAAGGAUCAUGAGAGAGAUUCCAAUCUGCAAAAAACCGAUGCAUAACGCCUGCUGUAGGUGGCACGUUUCCUUGAACACCAAGGUCACAAGGACCAAGCUCUUAGCAUUACGAAGGACCUGGAUCAUCAGUUUGAUCUCGCUCUGUCGCUAUCUCGCCUGGAACAGGUGCUGUCUUGCUGCUUUUACGUUUUGGGAUGCUUUUGUUUACGCCACCGUUGUUGUUACAGUGUGCACAGAUAAUCAAGACCAUGGCCAGCGAUCUUUCGACUGCACCGGCCACUGUUUCUGUGCGGUGGCGGCAACUUGGUAAUCGCGACGUGAUCGAGCACGAGACCCCGUGUGCUCGUACACUGUCCAGCCCAUGUUAUUCAGGCGACACAGCUUUGGAGCAAGGCAAUUUCACCCUAGCGCUCGCGUGUUUCAAGGAAGCUCGCGAUUUCAGCGGGCUUCUGCUCAUGUACUCGGCAUCAGGAGACGAACAUGGUCUGAGGCAGCUGGCGGAGGAAGCGCUGGCCCUGCCGGACAAGCGCAACAACGUGGCCUUGCUCUGCUACUUGCUCUUGAGGGACACCGAGCGCACGCUAGAGGUAGGCGAGACAGGUGCCUUGUGCUGAUCAUGCUGUUGAAAUCAUCGUUGCCAGGUGCUCAUCAACGCGGGUCGGCUGCCUGAAGCGGCGUUCUUUGCUAGGACAUACUGUCCAUCGCAAGUCGGAAAGCUUGUGCAGCUGUGGAAGCAGGAUCUAAACCGCGUGAACAAAUCUCUGGCCGAUUCCCUUGCUGACCCGAGCGAGUACGAAGACCUCUUCCCGAGCUUCUCGAUUGCUAGAGAGGUCGAGAACCCACGAAACAUCACCUGAAUGCCCAAGAUCACCUGAAUGCCCAAGUUGCUUUACUUUGUCGCUUUCUUUGCAGGCUGAAAGCAUCUUUGCCGCGCAACGAUUGCCUGUGGCAGCGUCCUAUUCACGCGUCAAGGAUCUGUUGGAGGUCGACAUUCUCAAUGAAAUGCAAACCCAAGGCCGCGCACAUGUAAUUCGGCAACUGUACGGUAGCUGACUGAGAAGCAUCUUCUUUUCUUCGUGUGAAUACGUAGGUCGAGCGGCUGUACAGAGAAGGCGGACCAGUCGACUCGCAGGACGCUCGAGCACCAUUGCAGAACGGGAUCUUCGACCAGCCCAUACACGGCGAUAGUCCAACCGAACGCGAGCCCGAAAGUGAGCGACACUGGAAUAAGACGAAAAGCCGGUCAAAAAAUUCAAUUCGCGCAUCACCUUGUUAACAGCUGACACCAUGCUGGAACAAACAGUCCUGGGCGUGACGGCAGCAGCGCCACCCGAAUCGCAGAGGCAGGAAGCCGCUCCUGAGAGCAUAGUGUUUUCGCCGAGCCCAGAGAUACAGCCACCCAAUGAUCUGUGACUGCCGUUUGUCUUUCUGCGCCAAACAGUGACAAUUCGAGAGUUGCGUGGAUGAAUUGAUGGCCAUAUUAGACUUUCAUUUCCCUUUGCUAAUAUAAGCAAAAGCUUUAUCUUUUCCAGACUGAUGCGGCCCCGACAUCUUU
Messenger RNA from Vitrella brassicaformis, 5494 nucleotides. The record is from the annotation of a GenBank genome assembly. NCBI's taxonomy places the organism in Eukaryota, Vitrellaceae.